Molecule: messenger RNA, 1554 nt
Organism: Lytechinus variegatus (green sea urchin)
Lineage: Eukaryota; Metazoa; Echinodermata; Echinoidea; Temnopleuroida; Toxopneustidae
Product: beta-1,4-galactosyltransferase 6-like
Exons: 8
Coding region: 220-1554 (444 amino acids)
Biological process (GO): carbohydrate metabolic process
Molecular function (GO): UDP-galactose:glucosylceramide beta-1,4-galactosyltransferase activity
Source: RefSeq, a predicted model, not a curated record
AAAAUCAACUGCACACAGUACUUAACACUCGUACGCACUCACACGUAGUAGAAGUUGGCGAAGCGACUCAUUUUUUCAAAGUUUUCACUCCGACAAGAAAGGGGCGCUUAAAAUGCUGCAAAGCAAGAAUUUGAGAUUUUCAAUAGGCUCGCAUGGUAGGAGAUCGCAUCGUGGGGAAAUGCAGUGGAGAAAAUAAGAGUGAAUUAUCCCAUUGAAAGUAUGCCGUCAAUUACUAGGCUAACACGAAUUAAAUGGACUAAAUCAAAGAUUAUUCUCGGCUUUAUCGCUGUCAGUUUCAUAUCGUUGGUCAUGCUUUUAUUCAUGGUUGAUGUUACCUCCAAAAUUGCAGUCAGUAACGAGGGUCGGAAAAAAUCAGCAUUGUCGAUCUUUACAGAUAGGAAUUAUUCUGUACUCAGGAGUAUAAGUGGUCAAAUAUCAUCCUACCAGAAGAACUCAUCGCAUCUAAAAAGAACUAUUCCAUUACCUACUUGCAUCCACCCGGUAAUCAUUAGUAAUGCAUCGGCGGCUCGACUCCGGCCGGACGUUUCUUUCGUGACGUUGGACGAGGUGUGCUGGCAGACCUUUGGGGAUAACAUGUCAACCGUGGGUAAGAUGUCCCGACUUAGCAACAAGCUUCUUGGGGAGAUGAACGUGACUGCUGUCUCGGAGGAAAGGAACCAGACAGCUGAUGAGGUGUUCCAUGACCUUGGGCUCAUGAUAGACGUGGAAGGGUACAUCUACCUACCAGGUGGACAUUGGAAGCCCAUCGAUUGUGAUCCCAAAUGGAAAGUUGCCUUUGUGGUUCCAUUUCGAGAUCGAAUCGACCAUCUUGCCAUAUUCCUUCGUCAUAUGAUACCAAUCCUACAGCUGCAGAAACUAGAAUUCUCUAUUUUCAUUGUCGAACAGAAUAACAACAUGAGUUUCAACCGAGCAAUGCUACUCAACGUCGGGUUCUUGGAAGCCUUGAAGCUAACACGAUACGACUGCUAUGUAUUCCACGAUGUCGACCACCUGGCCCUCAACGCCAACAACUACUACGGAUGCGAUUCCAUGCCACGACAUUUCAUCUCUGGCGACGACUACUGGGAUUAUCGUAUACUCUACGAUUCCUUGUUCGGCGGAGUCACAGGUCUUACCACAUCACAGAUGCGACACGUGAACGGUUUCUCAAAUAUGUACUGGGGGUGGGGUGCAGAGGACGAUGAUAUCUACAAGAGGGUACUUGCUAAAGGAUAUUUUCGAUCAAGACCGGAGGGGCCGGUCGGUUACUACGAUACUAUACACCAUGAUCACACUAUAACGUCAGCAUCACCUGAACUGUUAUGCCUUCUAGAGCACAGCUUCGAACGUACUGAAGACGAUGGUCUGAAUAGCAUAACAUACCAAGAGCCCGACAUCGAAUUGACUCCUCUAUUCACUAAGAUAUCAGUUGAUAUCCGCAAACAGGCCUGGAAAGAAAAGUGGACCAAGUGCGACCCCUUGCCGUUCGCCAAUCAAAAUCAUGAAAAUGACGGUAACCAUGGUAGCGAGCAGAACGGCAAUGAAAUGGUUUGA